Xyrauchen texanus (razorback sucker) is the source of this 2423-nucleotide messenger RNA. RefSeq names its product calcium release activated channel regulator 2B (gene cracr2b). Gene Ontology annotation, molecular function: calcium ion binding. The transcript is spliced from 10 exons. The coding region runs from base 83 to 1339 and encodes 418 amino acids. NCBI's taxonomy places the organism in Eukaryota, Metazoa, Chordata, Actinopteri, Cypriniformes, Catostomidae. The record is from RefSeq and is a predicted model, not a curated record.
UGUUAACUUUAUAAGACACCUGCCACUGUCUGCAACAAGUGACACGCCGAACACCUGAGGAACAGCGUAUCCCUGGUUUGUUAUGUCAGGCUGGUUAAAGGACGGGGUGGUAUUGGAGGGGACGGGGAGUGGUCAGAUGUCCCCAAGCUCCAGACAGCAGAAUCCCUUGCCAAGUCGGAUAACGAGGUUAUCAUCCAGCAGCACGGGGAGCAGAGAACCCUCUCCUGGCUCGGACAGACAGGACAGUAUGAGUAAAGCUAAAGAGCUCUUUGAACUCUGUGAUAAAGAAUAUAAAGGAUUCAUCACAAAGAGAGACAUGCAGCGGUUACAAGGAGAGUUGCCUCUUUCUCCGGAACAGUUGGAGUCUGUGUUUGAGAGUCUGGACCGAGACCGGAAUGGUUACCUCACCCCCCUCGAGUUCCACACCGGCCUAGGAGAGCUGGUUGGUUCUGGGACUCAUGAGAGUUCUGGGGCGGAGGAGAGAUUGAGGAGAGAAGAGGGAGAGAGAGCCAUGGAUCGAAGAAUGGAGCCGGCGGAGAUCCGAUUCGCGCAGAUCCUCAUGGAGCUGGGAGCUGAUAAACUCUUUAAAGAUCAGUGGGAGUUGUGUACUCUUUGGUGUGAGCUCCAGAGAGACAAACCUGAGCUGUUGGAAGUCUUGGAGGAAGUUCUCUCUAGCACAGUGUCUCAUCUUCAGGAUGCACUCAAAGAGAGAGACAAUUUAGAACAGACGCUACGCAGGAGAGAAGAAGAUCAUGACAGAGUGGUUCGGUCCAUGUAUGAAGACAUGGAGAGUCAGUUAAAAGAAGAGAGAGAGAAACGACAAGCUCUGGACAGUGUAAGGCAAGGAGACAGGAAAGAACAGCUGCUGCAGGAACUAAGGACCCGAGAGCAGGAACUGGAGUUCACACUCACCAAACAGAGAGAGCUGGAGAGUAGGAUCAACACUAUGAGCAGUGAUCAGGCUGACACUCGUGGGGAGUACCGCAGAUUGCAGAACCUCAACCAGCAGCUACAAAAUGAACUGGAUCAGAAUCGAGAGGAGCUGCAGCAUGCCCUGAGUCAGCUACAACAACUGCAGAACAACAUCAAACACCAGCAGAAGGGCAAAGAGAGAGAGGUCCUGAAAGUGUCCCGAAACAUGCAGAAAGAACGAGAAAGCCUGAUGAGACAGCUGGACCUGCUCAGGGAUAUGAACAAGCGCCUUCGGGAUGAUAAAGAUGCCCACCAAGCUCAGAUGACGGUUAGUCUAAAAUAUCCCUUCAUGAACCCUACUCCUUACCCACCAUGCCGCUGUGUGCACGCCUCCUCGCCGUGGGCACGCUCCAUUUACCCGUAUUGACCUUCGCCCUCAACAUGUCCAUGUAGCAUAUCCCACAUCACACAAGUUCGGACAGUGCAGCUAAAUGUGAACGGAUGCAUUCACGUAACCAUAUGUAAAUAUCUGGGUUUCCGCAAUCCCGUGUUCUCAUGGGAAUUCGAUUGAUUCUGGAUGACGGCAGCCACACCUUCUUAUGGAAUAAUACAGAAGUCUGAAUUCAUAAACAUUUUUGUAUUUGCCAUAUGCAGCUGUGUUUAUUUUGUUAAUCUGGAAAUGGGCUCUUAAAGGAACAACAACAAAUGACUUUAAGGAAACUUUGAACAUAAUAACGUAAGUCAUGAUGGAGCUCAUGUGGAACAUUUGAAACUGUUAGUAGGGAAUUUGAGCUGCUCCUCUCGGAAUAAACGGGAUGACAGCGGGAGAAAGAUGUUUUCCAUUUCGGUCUGUUACUGUGAUUCAAUUACAACCAAUUAAAUGUUAAAUUACAGUGUCAGUUGGGACUUUGUUUCUCUUUAUCAUUGUGAUCUCUAUUAAACAAAAUAACUUCCUGUAUGAAAGAAAAAGAAAGAACGUUCCCUUAAAGAAAAGUACUGGUCAUAUUUUCCCUAAAAUUAAUAGAGAAAAAAUAAGAAAUCAAAUUUUGCCUAUUUUAAAGAUUUUUUUUGUUUUGCAUUGUAACAUUGUAACAUUAUUUCUUAACUAUCAUAUUACAAAAUGCAUUGCAUAAUAUAAUUUCUUUGUUUUUUUAGGUGAAAUUUGACACGGAUAAUUGUUAUGCGAUUCAUCUAAAAUAAGAAUGAAUUGCCAAGUUAAUUACUUGGUUGUUGACCAGUUACAUGUAAUCAUGUCAGGACCCUGAAACAGGGCAGCUUACCUCAUUACCUCUUGUUUUAUGUCUUUUUUGUAACUUUUUUUUUGUAAUAUAGUACAAUUUUGUUUAGAGGUUUCCUCUGUAUUUCUUUUGAAAUGAACAGUUCUGUCAAAUGACAGUUUAUGUGUUUUUCUCUGAGUGACUUGAGAACAAAAUGUAAAGAUUUAAUAUAGAGAUGAGAUAAAUCUGAACAAACAUGUUAUCAAUCAUUGUGACAUUGAACAAUAAAAACAC